Momordica charantia (bitter melon) is the source of this 1581-nucleotide messenger RNA. RefSeq lists its product as uncharacterized. The record is from RefSeq and is a predicted model, not a curated record. NCBI's taxonomy places the organism in Eukaryota, Viridiplantae, Streptophyta, Magnoliopsida, Cucurbitales, Cucurbitaceae.
AUUUCUCUGCUCUUUUUGCUGACGUGGAUGCCAUUCAGACUACCACGGAGCCAAUCUCUAUCUUGCACGUCACUCCUUCUUUGGUUUUAUCUUCCAUUUCAGCCUCUUCUUUUCUCCUUAUAAACCCGACCCCUCUUCCAAUUUCAUCCCCUCUCUCGCCCUACCAAAUCCCAAUUCUUCCCCCAAAAUCAAAAUCCCUUUCUAUUACUCUAUAUCCGAAUAUUCCCAAUUUGGAUUCCGGAUUUCUCUUUACAUCUCUUCAUUCUUCUUCUCCUUUAAGUCUGUGGCUGCUUCGGGUUCUUGGCAGUACUGAGGUUAAACAUAAUGGAGGUUCCUGUGAUUAACAGGUUUAGUGGGUUGGAAUCGGGGAUCGGUUCCUUGCCCAGCCCCACUCUUAUUCCCCAAAUUUUGGGUUCCCCUUCUGGAUUUCAAACCCUUUCUCAAUCCUUGGAUCUCUGGAAAUGGAGCGCUGUGAUUAUUGCCGUUCUUGCUACUUUUAGCGGCGUAAUCAACCGGAUUAAGCUUCUGCUCGUGAUUUUCCGGCGCCAGAAACGUAUUCUGAAGGAGAUUGUUGAUGAUUCCGACUCCGACGGUGAAAUCUCCGGCGAUGAUUCUGCGAGCUCUGUUUCCUCGUCGUGGUCCGAGUUCGAAGAAGACGACGACGAGCCCGUAGCCACGUGUUCCCGGAAUUGGGACUCGAGUGACCGGGAUUUGCGCGUCAGAGGCUCCGAUUAUGAUCUCGAAACGAAACGGACUCCGGGACUUCGGUACCGGCGGAGCUUCCAAAACCAAGACCGGGACGGCGACCAGCUCCCCUGGACCGAUUUCGCCGGAGGAAAGAGCGUUGUGAAGUUGUGGGAUAAUUUCAGAUUCGAGUUCGAUCACCGUCGGGUCGACCCGAAUGAGAUUAACGAUGUAAUUGAAGAGCCAAAAAUCGGCUCCAUUUUGGCCGGAAAAUCACAGAUAGCACCGGCAUCGACGUCGACAGUAUUGUGGUCGGCGGCCGCGGAUCUUUUCGGUAAGACGUCGGUAAAUCUGUGGGACACGCGCGUGGGUUGUCAAAUUCCAGCAUUAAUCGCGGAUUGGAUGCCCGUGCCGGGGACGGUCCUCGGGGUCAAAUUUCCCGGUGACCAAAAGGUUUAUAUUAGAGACGUCGACGCCGGAAAGAUAACGGUCGGUGACGUGAGAAACGUGAAAACGCCGCUGGAGAAUUUGACGGCGGCGGAUGUGGAGACUUGGUGGGACGCCGACGCGGUUAUGGUUUCAGCGGAAUAGAAAUACCGACUACCGAGUCAGCGGGUGAGUUGUCGCCACUCGGCGGUAACUCGUGUUAGUUAGGGAUUAGCUGUUCUCCAUUAUUCAUUAAUCAUUGAUGGCCGAAUCACCCUUCCUUUUAUUUUAAAGAAAAAACACCAAAAAAGAGGACAAAGAAAAACAGAAAAGACGAAGACAAGAUUGUAAAUAAUGUAAUUUUAUUUUAAUUAAGGCGAAUAAUGUCUAUAAAUCGAUAUAUUAUAUAUUUCUUGUCCGAGAUCUUGCUUUUCUAUUUAUUUGAUACAAUUUACAAAUACAAACAAUUGG